Molecule: messenger RNA, 2092 nt
Organism: Lagenorhynchus albirostris (white-beaked dolphin)
Lineage: Eukaryota; Metazoa; Chordata; Mammalia; Artiodactyla; Delphinidae
Gene: WDR45B
Product: WD repeat domain 45B
Exons: 10
Coding region: 119-1276 (385 amino acids)
Biological process (GO): nucleophagy; protein lipidation; protein localization to phagophore assembly site
Cellular component (GO): cytosol; phagophore assembly site membrane; extrinsic component of membrane
Molecular function (GO): phosphatidylinositol-3-phosphate binding; phosphatidylinositol-3,5-bisphosphate binding; protein binding
Source: RefSeq, a predicted model, not a curated record
GCAGGCGGUGGGCCUUUCGCUUCCGGCCGCGGCGGCCUCGGAGCUGGCCAGAGGGACCCCGGCGGCCUGCCUCCCCGAGCGGCAUGCGGCGCUGAGGCGCGGUGGACCCCGCUGCGCCAUGAACCUCCUGCCCUGCAACCCGCACGGCAACGGGCUGCUCUACGCCGGCUUCAACCAGGACCACGGGUGCUUUGCGUGUGGGAUGGAAAAUGGAUUCCGAGUCUAUAACACCGAUCCACUAAAGGAAAAAGAGAAACAAGAAUUUCUAGAAGGAGGAGUUGGCCAUAUUGAAAUGUUAUUUCGCUGCAACUAUUUAGCUUUAGUUGGUGGUGGAAAAAAGCCGAAAUACCCUCCGAACAAAGUGAUGAUCUGGGAUGACCUGAAGAAGAAGACUGUGAUUGAAAUAGAAUUUUCUACCGAAGUCAAGGCUGCCAAAUUACGGCGAGAUAGAAUUGUGGUUGUUUUGGACUCUAUGAUCAAGGUGUUUACAUUCACACACAAUCCUCAUCAGUUGCACGUCUUUGAAACCUGCUAUAACCCGAAAGGCCUCUGUGUCCUGUGCCCCAAUAGUAACAACUCACUCCUGGCCUUCCCGGGCACGCACACGGGCCACGUGCAGCUUGUGGACCUGGCCAGCACCGAGAAGCCGCCAGUGGACAUUCCUGCCCAUGAGGGCGUCUUGAGCUGCAUUGCUCUCAACCUGCAGGGAACAAGAAUUGCGACCGCGUCUGAGAAAGGGACCCUUAUACGAAUAUUUGAUACUUCAUCAGGGCAUUUAAUCCAGGAACUACGAAGAGGAUCUCAAGCAGCUAAUAUUUAUUGCAUUAACUUCAAUCAGGACGCUUCUCUUAUCUGUGUGUCCAGUGACCACGGCACGGUGCACAUUUUUGCAGCUGAAGAUCCAAAAAGGAAUAAACAAUCAAGUUUGGCAUCAGCCAGUUUCCUUCCAAAAUACUUCAGUUCCAAGUGGAGUUUUUCCAAGUUUCAGGUUCCCUCAGGCUCUCCAUGCAUUUGUGCCUUUGGAACAGAGCCAAAUGCUGUCAUUGCCAGACCUCCCGAGUCCAGUGUUAAAGGAAGAAUCUUCAGGGCACGUGGACACUCACACCCAACUGCUGGCUUCACCUUUCAUUCAGCCGUGAUGCUCACUUCAUUGGUUCUGCCGCAUCGGCCACCUGCAGUUGGGGCUAUGGACAAACUGGGGGUACGUGGAAAAAAGGAGGGACAAAGUGAAAUUUGUUUGUGGCGACAGAUUUCAUCAUUUUUACUGAGUCUGUAAUGGGGAGGUGAACACACGUGUAAGUGUUGGUUCUCACCAGAUUUAAGUGGAACAAUCAUACCGGCAGCCUUAGGAAAGGAGGAAGGAAGCCCUUCUCCCAUCUAAACUGAAGAAAGAGGGCAUAGGUCUGGCGUCUCCCUCAAGAGCUGCAUGUCGUGCGUCCUCGUCUUUUUGGAGCCAUUGGAAUUGAGGCAGCACCAUGCCCACCCUGUGAGCAGUGCCUGUGGCCUCCUGGUGAAACUCUGGGUCAAAGGGAGUUUCCCUGUUACACGUAGGCAACAGAGUAACGCAUAGACUUUAAAACUUAGUCAUAGAAGAAAGCGUCACUUAAUUUGGAGGAUACCAAGGGAAACGGGCGUCUCAACAAAGCAGUGCCUGGUUUCUGUGGGCCUGGAGAGGAUGCCUCGGCCGGCCGAUUCCACUUCCCUUUCUCACCAUCUUUUCUCCCCAUUUUUAAGACUAGCUGCACACUAACAUUCUGGGAAUGAGAGGCACAUACUUUUUUUAACGUUUGGUAACUAAAAUAGGUUAUGGGCUCUAUAUUAUUAGUAGUACUUGAGGUAUAUAUUUAAUUUUCUUAAAUUCCCUUAAAACUUAAUUUUAUGUUUGAUUUCAGGUUGCAAACAUUAAAAUCUGCAGCAGCAAAUUCUCAGUUUGCCAGUUCUUUUACUGUCAUGUAAUCAGCUAACUUUGUCUGUGGAUUUCAAUGUGAAGUAUGCAUGUUACUUUUAUGUGUAUUUAAUCAUGAAAUUUAAUUUUGCACACUUACUUGUAAUGUUUCUUUUAAAUAAAAAUGACUAAUUUUGUUGUACUCUG